Thyridium curvatum is the source of this 1773-nucleotide messenger RNA. RefSeq lists its product as uncharacterized. The coding region runs from base 1 to 1773 and encodes 590 amino acids. The record is from RefSeq and is a predicted model, not a curated record. Lineage: Eukaryota; Fungi; Ascomycota; Sordariomycetes; Thyridiales; Thyridiaceae. The transcript has 3 exons.
AUGGCCUCCUCCGCGACUGCUUCCCCGGCCUCCCGGCCUUCCGGCGCGCCCCGGGCCGCCGCAAACGACCCCAUCCUCCGCAACGCUCUGCGCUACACCAUCUCGGCCCGCGAAUAUGCGGCCCUGCACAAGUACGUCCUCUCGCGCUCGCGCACCAUCAAGAAGCGCGCCCCCACUGUCGAGACAGUCACGCGCAUCAUGAACGGCGAUGGCCCUUCCCCAGCAAGGACGACGCCCGUUUCCAAGGACGCCAAGGGCAAGACCAGGGAAGUCGAGGGCCUCAUCCGAGCGCCCGGGCGUGCCGCCAGCGCAGUGGGCGCCGACGACUAUAAUGCGCGCGCCGUUAGGCACUCGGUCCGCGUUUUCGUCGCCACCGGCGUGGCCAUGAAGCUGUGGACAUCCGUCAUGCGCCGUCUCAGCGGCAAGACGCCAGAUCCUUCCGAGAAGAAACCCUUCUACAAAUCGCCUACGCUGCGCCUGUCUCUGUCACUGAGCAGCAUCCUUCUCCUCUAUCGCCUUCUCUUUCGCUUCUUCACUCGCCUCAGACUACACGUGCUCAACCCUUCCGCCGCACCCUUCCGCCAGCGCAAUCCCCGUGUCGCUGACACCCUGACCUCGCCCUAUGCUCCCGCUGUGGGUGCCUCACUGGCCGGCCUGGCCUUGGGCAUCUACCCCUCGCAGCAGCUCCGCGUGUCUGUCGCCAUCUACGCCCUCUUCAGAGCCCUCGAGUUCGGCUGGAACGUUGCCGAAGAUGGCGGCAUGAUCUGGGGCUGGGAGAAAGGCGGGAGGAUCAAGAAGCAACGGCCCUGGUGGUGGGGUAGUUGGAUGCUGCAACCCUUCGCUUUCGGCCAGCUGUUGCACGCCGCCGUCUUCGACCGCGAUUGUUUCCCCAAGCAGUACGGCGAUUUUAUCUUUGGCAGGACGACUGCCUAUCUACACUCUAGGCCCUUGGACUAUCCCGCCAAUCUCAAGUGGCCUCGGACCUACGAUGUUGUCGACGGUCUCGCCCAGAUGGCCAAGCUUCAUUGGCCGCCAUUCAUCUCUCCGACUCUGUUCCCGAACAAGGAGGCGACCCUCCCGGCCGCCCUCUCGGCCAUGGCCCCGCUGACCAACGGCGCACACCCUCUCAUCACUUCGCUCUCGUGCGCGACGCUGCAUCCGUCAGACCCUUCGUGCGUACGGACGUACCUCACCUUCUGGCUCCAGACCUUCCCGCCCCUGGGCCGCUUCUUCCUCAUCCUCUUCUCGGCCCUGCAGCUGCCGCGCUUCCGCAAGCUGUACAACUUCCCCGUCACGACGCUCAACCGGGUCGUUGCGCGUGCGCUGCGCAUGAGCACCUUUGUGACGGGCUCCAUAUCGACGGCGUGGGCCAGCAUCUGCUUCUUCCAGGCGUGGCUGCCGCGGCACGUGCUGGCCACACAGCGCUUCUUCCUCGGCGGCUUCCUGGCGGGCUUCUGGGCCUUUAUCGAGCGGCGGCAGGGGCGCGGGGCCUUUUUGUACAGCGCGCGGGCCAGCGUCGACAGCCUGUGGAAGGUGGGCGUCAAGCGCCGGUGGUGGCGGGCCAUGAAGGGCGGCGACGUGUGGGUCUUUGUCGCGGCCCUGAUGCUCACGGGCGUCGUCUACGAGCGCGACGCCCGCGCCGUCCGCGAGGGCAGCUGGCGCAAGGGCAUUAGCUGGGUCCGCGGCGAGGGCUGGAGGGACUGGAGCGUCGACGACGAGGAGGGGGCCAUGGAGGCCGUCGACGCCGACGAUGCCGCCGAGAGAGAGCUGUAG